Molecule: messenger RNA, 750 nt
Organism: Moneuplotes crassus
Lineage: Eukaryota; Ciliophora; Spirotrichea; Euplotida; Euplotidae
Source: the annotation of a GenBank genome assembly
GAAGAGGUUUAUAUAAUUGAUUAAAAUAAGUUAUGUCAAACGAGCAAGAAGAACUUGAGAGCACAUUAGAGGCCCUUUCAGUAAUCCUUGGUGAUGAGGAAACCUUUGACCACGUAUGAAAGGAAGUGUUCAAAACUAUUGAUGUUGACCAAAGUGGAUCGUUGGAUAAAGCAGAAAUUAAAUCUUUUAUUGGAAAUAUAUGCCAAGAAAUGGGUAUGAAAAAUAAUCCAGACGAGCAGGUCAUCAAAGAAGUCUUUGCUGAGCUCGAUGAAGAUGGCUCAGAUGACGUAUCCCAUGAUGAACUCAAAGAAUUCCUUAGAAAAUUAUUUGAAGCACAGAAAGAAGAAGUAGAAAAAGCCCUCAAGCCUCAGGAUAAAGCCUAAUAAGCAAAAUGAGUAGGCUUUUAGAGUUUUAAAUCGCUUAUUAUAAAAUUUCAUAGCGAAUAACAUUCUAACCCAAAUAUCAAAUUUCUUCCAGAACCAAUUUUUGUGACAUAAGACUUGACUAUCACUAAAUAAAGAAUAUCCCAGAUUCAACCAAAAAUUCAAUUCUCCCCUAAACCCGCUCUAUUCUCUUCCCACCUCCUUACCCCUCUUACUCCACACCCAACCCUACUCCUCCACAUAUCUCCUCACUCUACCUCUUGAAGUCUCCUGCUCUUCCAGUUUCUGUAAACACUUUGCCAUAAUAUCUUACAUUGCUAAAUUUGUCUUUCAGUAAUAGUAUUUGUCAAGGGGUUUUGGGGUUUUG